AGGACGAGGAGUCCAUGGUAGGGAUGAAAUCAAUAGUCAAGUAUUCUGUGGAAUGAGAAUGUCAACUGGAUAUAUAUUUGGCUAUUCAAUUGCUUGCUUGAGCUUUAUUCACCGUAAACGAAAUGACAGAAAUAGUUGAAAGCAUGCGGGUUUGGUGGACGCUUUACCAUGGAAAAAGCUGUACGCUGAAAAGCUUCGUCACCGUCACUUCAAUGUUAAGCCUUGAUCUUUAUCUACCAUAGAAUGCAACAUGUAACCUGGGGAAAACAUACUUCAAAUAGAAAAUAUUAAUUACGACAUGUCUGCGAAUAGUGUCAAGGAAAAAGGCUGAAGAUCAUGCCACUAUGAUUUGUGGAAUCGGGAAAAAAUCGCCACGAGUGGAUGUAAAUUGUCGCAGCUGCAGCAGCAUUUAGGUACAAUGGAUGACAGGUGGCAAUUGGAUAGUUAACGUUGACAAUUCUGUUCCAGAACCGUAUGGACUGAAAGACUUUGUGGAACAUUGGAGGGAUAGAAAAGAGAAUACGGGAGGCAUAACGAGAAAGCAGAAGUAGAGGAAGCAAACAAUAACGAAAAACAAAAUAAUAGAAUUAGCGUAAGAGCGAGAGGAAGAGAUGCUAGGCUCUGGGGCCAUGCAGCCAGAGUGAACCCUUCGAUCUUUAAUAAAAGAGAUGCAGCAGUGGAGGCAAAGAGAUUGAGAAAGACAAAAGAGAGAGAGAGAGGGGGGGGGAGAGGAAGUGGAUAAUGGUGGUGAUGGUAGUGCAGCGGAGGAGAAGUUAGACACGAAGAAACGGAACGACGGGAAGAGAGGAGAGGAGAGGGAAGCCUAGCGUUUGCAGCGAUCGGCGCACGCUACCCCGCGCGCGCGCGUCCUUACAAAACAACGCAUCUGAACACUCUGAACCCGUCGCUGAACGCGCCUCAACAGUUCGGCACGAAUUCACACUGAGUUGAUUAUCCUGUCCGACGCGCGGGUUUCAUCGCGGCGCCGCCAUAUUGGCGGCUCGAUAUAACACGUACUAAUAAUAAGUUCAGAUUGGGUACGGUAGGCAUCGCAGUUGACGCGCCGAUUUUAUAUCCGUUGAACGUUGCUACAACAAAUGUGCCAUAAACAGCGCAGUGAUCAUGUCAUAACAAUCGGCAGCCAUACUUAAUUCAUAAUGUAAGAAACCCGGGAGAAAACAUCAUCGUCCGAAUAUCGACAGAACAACAUACAUGUUUUUUUUUCUCACACUAGUUGAAUAAGUCCGUGGCUUUUGUUUUUUUUUUAAAUUUCAACGAUAAAUUUGUACCGACGUCGCGUCAUAUCCAGUCGUCGAUCGUCAAGAGUAAAUCCGAUGUUUUUACUUACAAAGUUAACGUAAUGAAGUUUGACGCAUGUUGAGAGUUUACUUCGCGAUUGUUUAAUUGACCUUAUUUCCACUUAACACUUUGCCAUCAAUCGUAAACAACAACGGACACUGUUCCGAUAAGUUCGAACGAGGCUGUACGUUUUUACGACGAAUCGAUCUUGCAAAAUUCUGGAUAUUUAUCUCAGUGAUUGUAAGAUGUUGUAAUUGUGUUGAACACGUGAACUGUGAAUUACUACAAUGGAUUACUAUUUGUGCAUCGGUAAACAUUUCCGCCGCGUUUGCAGUGAACAAUUGUUCAAAUCAAGAUAAAUCCUUGUUGAUGACCUUGUGGUAAUUUGCAUUGUUGAUAACAAUGCCUAUUGGAAAUGAACAGUCCAUUAGAUCAAGAUAUUAAGGAAUUUAGGUUUACGGACCAAAGGAAUAUUUGUAAAGACGAUACAAAAGUGGAUGAUUUACAAAAAUUUGAUGAACAAAUCGAUGAUCAAAAGUUAAUAUUCGAUUUACCGUCUCCUUUAUUGAGCUGUGAAAUUUGCGGGGAACAGUUUGUGUCCAAAAAGCAACUACGUUCUCACAUACAUACUCAUUUAGGAAGAGCGCGCGUAGUUCUGAGAAGGAUUACGAAUCUAAAAGCUGUAAAAAAGAAGCACAGCAGCACAUAUUGGCUGGAUCCGAAGAAAAAGGGAUCUUUGAAAUUGACGUUAAAGAAACAGAACUUCUCCGAUACUCUUAAGCUCAAGUUCAGAAAGUCAUCAGAGUCGGAAGACUUUACCGUUGUAAAUAGCAAUAUUAAUCUGGGUACAGAGAACUAUCAUCAAGGAGACGUGGCUGGGGCAAAGGAGAAUGAUCAAAGACAUGACAAUGAUUCAGAAAGUUCAAUCGAUCAACCGUUUGAAAACGUGAUGGUAGAACAACAGGAUGAAUAUGGGAACACUAAAUUUAAUAACGACGAUCAUAAUCCGUUGGAAGAAAAUGAUAGGCCAUCCAUAGACGUAAAUGAAGGUGAUUCCGGUGUAGGGAGUGAUAUGGCAAAUCCGUCUGAAAAGGAGGAUCAAAAUGUUGAUGAUCUGCAAGGUACAGACCAGUAUGAUAAUUCAGAAAAAAGACUCUCAGAGACAGAAGAUCACGAAGAAUCAGAUGCAUUGGAAGCAACGUGUCGGGAAACAAUUGAGAACCUAAAGAAGCUUGGCGAACAAUCUGGAUCUAGAUCUAUGAGCCAAUUAAUCAACAAUUCAGGAAUCGAUGAGGAUGACGACAGGGAACCUGAAUCUAACAUGAUACAUGAUUUAGAAGAGAAUCCGGCUAUUAGUAUUAUUUCCAAGUCUUCUACAUUUUCCAAUCACUCGGCAGAUUGUGCACCGGUAUGCGAAGAUGAAGAUAAACCUGAAGAAUCGGCGGAAGGAACGACAGGCUUCAAUUGGAACCAAUUAUCUACUAACUUGUCUAAUAAGAACAACGUGAUCUCCAAAGAGAACGAGGAACAGUCUGAACACAGGGGUGACAAUAAUAUCGAAAGUGCUGGAUCUCUCCUGCAAAAUUUGAUAGAACAUCAACGACAUAAUCAAAACGACACGUUAGCGAAUAAUUUACCAUCGGAAACGGAAUAUGUUUCGCUCGAAAAGCUGGCUGAAACUGUUAGUACCUGUCGCGUUUGUAACGAGAAAUUUAAAGAUAUUGCUCAUCUAGACGAGCAUCGAAGCAAAGUUGGUCAUUAUCAGUGCAAUGUUCCAGAAUGCAUUAAUCUUAUUUUUCAUUCGCCGUUGGAAGUUUCUAUGCAUAAAGCUCAAAUGCAUGGAACUCCUCUUUCACCAAGCGUGAGCCAAUUGUCUCCCCAUUUAAAUACCAAUUCGCCUCAUUUGAAUCAGAAUUCACCCCAAUUGAGCCAGGCAUCGCCUCAAUUGAAUACACAUUCGCCUCAUGCAGUGUCGAUGGAAUCUCCGAACACACCGAAUUCGCAACAAAUAAAUCGGAAUUCCCCAUUAACUUCUCCGCAUCAAACGAAUUCUCCUACAUAUAAUACAGUAGCCAACACUGGACAACAGAUAAUACCACCUGUUAAUUUUGAACAAUUACCUGCACCGGUUCAACAAUUAGCUCAACAAGUGCAACGUAUGCCACUUCCGCAAACGCAAAUGGCACCGAGUCUCGCGCCAGGUGCUAACACAAUGAUCCCUGGACCAAAUUACUUUGUACAACCACCAGGAAGGCCACCUCUAUAUAGAGUACCUGGUCCACAGGGUAUGCAUUAUCCUCCUCAUAUAGCACACAUGUACCAGCAAUAUGGGCCAGGUCCUUAUUCGCAAAUGUCUGCACCGCCACCACAAAUGCAUCCCCAAUUGUCUCAACAAAUUUCUCGUGGAAGGUAUCCUACUGUUGCACAAAGUAGUCGAGCACCACGUGCUCCACAAACCGGACCAGCUCCGCGGCAACGUAUGAAACGUCCUAUGCAGCAAUCGUUACAAGUACAGCAACAGAAUAAUUCUGCUAUGAAACAACGACGAAUGGACGUUUUAUUGCCAGACAGAAACGAAGACGCGGAUUGUCACGUUAUCGCGCAACAAAAGAGAAACGACGGUGUGCCCGUCAUACAGAACGUUCAAGGCGCCACAACCCAACAGACGAAUAGAAAUGAUUCUACGAUACAUCUUACAGAUUCUAUAACGCUCAGUGUACGACAACCAGGUUCCGCUCCAGCUCAAGUGCAGAACACAUCAGGUACUGGCGGCAAGAAGUCCGAUGCAAAGGCUGUGGCUAAUGUACUGGCAGCCAGAGGUAUUACUGUUACUCCAGCAGCAAAUAAAAAUAAAACAAGCGAACAAAACAAACAGCAGAUACUUUCACAGCAACAAAGGACUAUGCCUUCACAGCAGCCUUUAAAUGUUACAGCGCUCAAUCUGAAUUCUGCUAUUUCUAUAAUACCAGCUAGUUCGCAAAAAAAGCAACAGGAACAAAGCCAGUUCGCCGUUCCUCAGAACAAACAAAACAAAACAGCUGUGAACGAAGUGGAAAGACCGCCGAGACCACCUACUGUUGACUUAACGCAGGACGGUCCAUCGCAAGUACCGGUGGUGAGACGUGGAAGACCACCACGAGCGUUACUCACUUGUCAAGUGUGCGACAAGAAUUUUCAGAAUCAGGAAUUAUUGACGCAACACAUGGCCACGCAUCGCGCCUCGAGUAAAUUGCUCCACAAGUGUAAUCUUUGUCCUGCUCAAUACCCGACCGCUCAGGCGCUGAUAACGCACAAACAAGCGUAUCACAAGGAGGUUGAUACCGUAGCACAAAACGGUGGCGCGGAAUUAGCAUUGCCGGUUGUAGAUUUAAAGUCACCCCACGUGUUGAAUCGUUUGUCGAACCUCGGUAUACAAAGCUACAUACCGCUGGCGCAGCUCAGCGCUCAAACGGGUGGUUACUUCGGACUACCGAUAAUUACGAUAGACGGUGCAAGGAAUCCUAAUACUUUUAAUUUAGGUGCACUCGGUGCUACUUCUAUUCUAAGUCUGGGUCCUCUUAAACAUUUGUCAAACAGGUAACUGUGGACGAUUGUACACUCGGCCUAUGUUUCGUGCAAUCCUUUAAUUACCUUUGUACGUUUCGUUCGUAAGGAUUUCUUUGGACAAUUAUCGCUGUAUUGUCUGUCGACCGUGACGGGUAAUUUUUUUUUUUUUUCCAUAAAUUAGAGGCAACGUACAAUUUUUUUUUUUCUUCUCCUUUUCUUUUGCUAUUUCGAACAUUUUUUCUUUUUUCUUUUUCUUUUUAGUUUACGUGACUAUUAUCAUUUUAUUAGUUUAUUAUAGUCUUAAAGCAAUACAGUAUUUGUAACGAGGUUUAAAGAGACGUACGUGUUAUUUUAGGCUAAUAUAGAACAAGAUUUGAGAUAUGCAAUCAUUAUGAGAAGAUAGCGCGAGUCCGCGUGUAUGUUGUAUAUAUGUAUAUAUAUAGACGCAUAAAUAUAUAUAUAUAUACACAUAUAAGUAUGUAUGUGUACAUGUCAUAUGUCAUUAUGAAAGAAGUUUUAACGCGCGAUUCGAUACGCGUGUAAAUCAUCGUCACUGUUAGUAUAUUUUUUUUAAUAAAGACAUCGAAUAAAAUAAAACUUUACCGCACCGUAUUUUUCGGGAAUUACUCUGAGGUUACACGUCGCACAGGCGAACUAUUGUUCCAAGAAGUUUUGCCACAUUUCCAUUAAUAUACGACAGAUCAUGUUGUGGUACCGUUUGAUCUACGGAGGUACGGAACUAUACGAAACUAUUAGAAUUUCAUUAUGCACGAGAUUAGGAAACAGAACAUCUAACAGCUAUCCAACUUAUACAAAAAACUUAAUUCGUUUUACACACACGAAAGCACAAUUUCAUUUUUCGUACGAUUGUAACAAGUAAUAAAUUUCUUUUCGUUAUUAAUAUCGGGAACAUUAACCGUAUACACAUAAACACACGUACUACAGUGAGAGUUACUAACGUACCUAAUCAAUAGAUUUGUUCUCCUAAGGAAAAAAGAGAAAAAGAUAUAAUAUAUCCUGGAUACGUGAAAAGUUUUUCUGUACAGUAAAUAAUCAUAUUAUUACGCAGUGUUACUAAAUCACGUCCGUUUUUUCGAAUGAAAGAAUAUAAUUAUAAAUGAUAAAAACGCGCAGAGUUAAUACAGAGAUACAGCUAUAAGAUAAAAAGAGUUAAUUAUUUUUUUUUCGUUGAACAGUUUCGUUUUGUGAUUUAAAAGCAAAUUACUGAAAUACUACCGGUUGUAAAUAUAUUUUGUAAGAUGGGGGAAAAAAAAAGAAAAUAGAUUACAAUUGAAGCAUACGCCCGUUUAUACUUGAAAUAUCUUUAUAAAGAAUACUGAUAAUUGCGUAAGUGAUACUUAAGGCAGCCAACGUUAAGUAUAAUUCUCAUGUUAUCACACGCGUUCUUUAUUUAUUAUCAUUCUUGUUGAAACAUUGCGGUCUGUAAAUAAUUAUCAUUUCUUUUUGUGUACUGUGUACAUUUUAAAAUAAGCAAUCCGUUCCGUUUAAAUUAUGGAUUAUGAAAAUGGUUACUAA
Colletes gigas is the source of this 6381-nucleotide messenger RNA. RefSeq lists its product as uncharacterized. The transcript has 12 exons. NCBI's taxonomy places the organism in Eukaryota, Metazoa, Arthropoda, Insecta, Hymenoptera, Colletidae. Bases 1715 to 4879 code for a protein of 1054 amino acids. The record is from RefSeq and is a predicted model, not a curated record.